CUUACGUAACAGGUCAAAACGCGUGCGCUGCUCAAGUCACAUCGCGACGCUCCCUCCAUUUUUCGUUUAGUGUAACGCUUUCCAUUGGCAGACACUCCCUUCUCUUGUCUGAUGAAAUCUUUUGGACGACGCACGAAAACUAGACCCGCGGCCUUACUUUUGCUGUCAAAGCCACCGCUAAUGUCACAACGAGCACUUUACAUUUGCGAACGAGUCUAAAAGACGUAUUUGUGACGUGGCCUCCUCAUUUUUGGACGAACCUUGGCUGUUUUUUCGACGGUGGCGGUUGCUAACAAGCUUAGCGGCUAACUCGGAGCAGUUUCCGGUCAGUUUCACUCGUUCACUCGGUUGUCGCAGACUAAAAGCAUGGCGCUGGCCGUGCCGACGUUGUCAUUCCCUCUCCCCGGCGCGGCUCCCCGAAAGUCUCGGCUCCAGCAGCCGCAUUCUUCGAGCGGGCACUGUGCCGAACUCGGCCCGGCUGCCAUCCACCUUCCCUGGGUCUUCCUGAGUUGUCACGACCGCUGGGCUCCUCGGGCAGAAUAAAGCACCAUGUCUCCGACUUGGACAUUUUCUACUGGCAUAAACUUUUAGUGGCGAUUGGAGCCAAGUGUGGACCCGAGCCGCUCCGACUCGGUCCGGCGUGCCAGCUGUCAAAUUAGCCGCCGAGCGGCUAACCUUGAAAUUGACCGGUGAAAAAAGAUUGAUAGUAGUAAGUAAGAGCUUUCGACAGCGUGUGUGUGGAUUUAACCUGUGCAUAUUGUUAGUUUUAACUGGCGGGGAGGGACAAACAUGUUCAAAAACGUGAGUAGCGAGGCUGGACUCCCGGGCGGGCGGAGCUUGGCCUCCUCUGCCGGCCUGGGUGCGUCCCCCGCCGGCCUCGCCGCUCAGGAAAGCUCGUGGCUCGGCCUGCUCUCCGUCUUGUCCAGGCCCGCGUUCGCCUUCGUGUCCAGGUACCUUCCGGGUCUCGGCGGAAGUGGCUCCGGCAGUGUGAUGGAAAGCGUCGUCCGGGAACAGGGCGAGCUUCUCUGCCAGCUGGAAGCCACCUCGUCCAGUUUGUCCUGGUUCAACGAUAGCUCGCUGUGCCAGCUGGGCAUCGACGCGGUCGCUCCGGGUCCCGGUCCUUCCAGAAAGGACCAAUGGUGGGGCGGUUCCUACGGGGCAGUUCUGAGGUCAGCGCAUUUGGCCUGCGCUGACCCACACUUUUUUUCCCCGCAAAUAGCAAAGUUGACAAUCGAGCCCGGCGGUGACCUGUUGUGCGAAAGCACCGGAACUGACGUGCCCCGAGAAGAAGCGUCCGGGGGCCACGGGGAGGCUAGCCUGGACCAGGACAACGGCUACUACAGCCUGGAAGAGGAGCACGGCCUCAGGGGGCAGGACCGGACGGAGUCCGAGACGCCGGACCGACUCCCCGACCAGCAGGUGGAGGGUCCCGUUGUGCCUGAGGAAGCGCCACGGCAGUGCCGCAAUGUGAGCAUCGCCUUCAUCAUGGGCUGCCCGUUCAGCGAUGACGACAGCAGCCAAUCGGACGGCGACUCGGACAGCAUGGAUGACUCGGACAGCUGGGACGAUUUGUCAGAUGAAGACGAGGAGACGGCGCGUCUGCUGGCGUCUCUGUGUCAUCGGGAUGACCCAUACAACCCUCAGAACUUCAGCGCCCGCCUUCACACUGGCCGCACGCCACUGACAGAUCGGGACGCAUCCCAGCCAGAGUCAUCGACCCUUUCCGACCCGAGCGUUACGCUCGACUUGCGGCUGCCACUCGGCACCGGAAAAGCGCGGGCCUCGGAGGUUCCGAAUGGCGACUUCCCGAAACCAUUGGCCUCUGCCAAAAAGGUUCGUUUCAGCGACGUAGUGGAGGAGUUCUUGAUCGUGUCGGACGGCGGCGAAGAGGAGGACCGUCGGGGGCCAUGGGAGGAGCUGGCCCGCGACCGGGGCCGCUUCUUGCGCCGCUGCCAGGAGGCGGAACUCACCCUGGCCUACUGCCUACAGCCCGAGCAUCGGCGCACGGUGUACAGUCGCAUCAACGGCCAUGAAGACCCUUAGGCCCGAUGCCGUGCUAAAUCCUGAUUUAAGUUUUUCCUUCGGUUCGGAAGCCAAAGAUUAGGACGGAGUUUUAGGGCCAAACAAUGAAAGAAAAAAAAUAGGACUGCAAGAUUAAAGGCAUAGUUUUAGUACGAGAAAAAAGUCGUAAUAUUACAUUACGUAAUUUGUAAGGACACGGUAUGUCUAAAGUACCUGAUACGUAUUUAACGUAGUGCAACAUCACCUCUGUUAAAAUCAACAAUAUUGAGACCAUCUCAUAUUUUACAAUCGCCUUCGAAAAUACAGAAAUUCUUAAAGGGACCAUACAGGAUUUUUAUAGUUAAUUUAAAAUACUUCUCGUUGCAUGCUCCACCAAUGCCCUGGUGAGUACUCAGAACCUUGACACUUACCUUCAAUAGUGUGUUCGGGUCAAACACUGUGGGCAAACAUGCCCCUUUGCUCGUCCACACGAAUCCCCGCAGCAGGGCCGUUUCGCCCAGUCUCUCCUUGCAAAAACACCCGCUUAAGACUUCCUACUAACUUUUUUUUUUAAUAUCUAUUUCUGGUGCUGAUUUGAUGGGCCAAACGCUCGAGCUGCAGUUAUGCUUUAGGGCGGAUGUGGCAGUCACAAGUAAAAAAGUGACAAUUCUGCAUAGUCCCUUGAAUCUUUCGGCCAUCACCAUUAAAUUAGAAUCAAUAGAAGUAGUUUUACCAAUACUUAGUUGUAGCUUCCAGCCAAGGUCAUACAAAGAAUACAACUUUAAUCACGUAAUGUUGACUUUUGACCUCGUACUAAGACUGCAAACUUUAAUCUCAUAAUAUUACGACUCGUGCUGCAACAAUUAAUUUGAGUAAUUCGACUAGAAAAAAAGCUUCGAAUUCAGUUGAGCUGUUUUGAUGAUUUGUUAAAUUAUAUUAGUGUUGAAAUGGUUUGUUAUGGAAGUGUUGCACUUAGUUUUAAUUAUUUGUGAGGAUACACUACCCUCUGGUGGCAACAGUGAAUAUGACACUAUGACAUAACUGGUCUAAUAUGGCUGAAUCUAACAAGGCUGUACGUUUUAGUUUCAGCUAAUAUGUUUAUACUUUCAUAAUUUAGAGGUACAUUUAGCAUUUUUUUUUUUUGUGGAAAUAUGAAUUUGAACGAUUUGUUGAGAGAAGAGGAAGAAAGUAACAUUUCAUAGCAUUUAAGCUAGCGGACUUUUGCUAGUUAAUUCAAACUACUGAAUUUACUUAUAUUUGACUAAUUAGACCAGGGGUUCCCAACCUAUUCCACUAAGGCACACUGUGGGUGCAGGAUUUCAUUCUUACCAAACAAGAUGACAACACUUUUUCCCCAAUCUGGUGUUUUACAAGUGCAAUCAGUUGAUUGCAGUCAGGUGUGGCUUGUUUUAGCAGAAGCCUCAUUGGUUCAACUGUCUCUGCUGGAUCGGCUGGAACAAAAACCAGGACCCACAGUGUGCCUUGAGGACUGGGUUGAAAACCCCUGAAUUAGACAUUUAAACUUCAAGUGUUGGGUGUCUUAUGUGUUUUAUUGCGUCCUUAUAGUUGUAUAUGCGUUAGAUUUUCCAAAGUGGAAAAAGUGAAGGAACUAAAAGAAGUGAAAGAACCACAAGUAUUCACAAAAUAUUAUUUUAUUCUCAUUUCUUUAAUACCGUUUGAGGCUAUGUUUAGGUAUAAUUUUCUGUUUUGGAUCUGAAAUAAUUCUCCGACAGUUUAAAUGUUUCUCAUCCGAUGACAUGAUUAAUCGAACUUGUCAAUUGAUAGAUGAAUUGAUUAUUUAAAUAAUCGAUAGUUGCAGCCCUAAUUACGACUUGAACCUCGUAAUAUUAUGACUUUAAUCUCGUAGUCCUACUUUUUAAAUUAUUUGCUGCUAAUACUCUGUUGUGAAAGAGCGAUCGUGUGAUGCCAGCUCAAAAGUAUUGAAACGCCGUAAUAAUGUUUUCUGUUCGCCUCGAAUUCAAACUCGAAGUAUUUGCCACACCCGUAUUGAUGCGAUAUUCGGCGAGAAGCGGCAUGCAAAUGUUUGAUGGGUUGUCAGACUGUAAGGAAAAAAGGACUCCCGGGAAUUUAAAGAAAAGUGAUUUUAUUUUUGUAAGGCAUGGUCACUUUGUGGAAUGACUUCCUGUCGUGUUUUGCUCACGUGAUCAAUAAAUCACUCAACUGCUUGACUGCCUGGUUACCUGGCAACAGUCUGUCCUCACCUGGGAUAGGCCGCCCAAUCGGCGGUGUCACACAACAGCAAAAAUUGUCCUUUUUUUUUUUUUUUUUUUUUUCGUUUUCAGCGAGAAAAUACAUUUUUUAGUAACUGGCUGCCAUUGUAAUAGACCAGGGGUGCUCAUUGUUUUUUGAUCCAAGAGCUCAAGAUUUCAUCAUAAC
Corythoichthys intestinalis (scribbled pipefish) is the source of this 4398-nucleotide messenger RNA. RefSeq lists its product as uncharacterized. The record is from RefSeq and is a predicted model, not a curated record. Bases 790 to 2043 code for a protein of 417 amino acids. Lineage: Eukaryota; Metazoa; Chordata; Actinopteri; Syngnathiformes; Syngnathidae. Gene Ontology annotation, biological process: response to endoplasmic reticulum stress. The transcript is spliced from 2 exons. Gene Ontology annotation, molecular function: protein phosphatase regulator activity. Gene Ontology annotation, cellular component: protein phosphatase type 1 complex; endoplasmic reticulum.